CUUUCAGCUCACAGCUAUAGCGUGUCUGUGUACACUGGAGAUAUCUAUGGCGCAGGAACGGAUGCCAACGUGUUCUUCACCAUUUUCGGGGACCUCGGCGACACCGGAGAGCGCAAACUCAGCAAAUCUGAGACCAACAAGAACAAGUUUGAGAGAGGGCAGGUGGAUAAAUUUUACAUUGAGGCUGUGGACCUGGGUACCAUUUUCAAGAUUAAGAUCCGACAUGAUAACAGCAUGCUGAACCCAGAUUGGUAUUUGGAGAGGGUGGAAAUCCUGAAUGAGGUGACCGAGGAGACGUAUAUGUUCCUUUGUGAGCGGUGGCUUUCCACCAAGAAAGAGGACAAGAGGAUCGAUAGGAUUUUUUAUGAAAAGGAUUACGACGGAGAGCGACAGAGUUUGGGCAGCUCAUCGAAAAGCUUUUGGGGCUCUGCUCUAAGUCUCAAAAGUCAGGACAACAAUGCCAACUUGAAGAAUAAAAGCAGCAUAGAUGGCUCUAUACAAGAUGGGCAAUUAAUUCCCUAUCACAUCACCGUCACCACA
This is a messenger RNA of Staurois parvus, 540 nucleotides long. Lineage: Eukaryota; Metazoa; Chordata; Amphibia; Anura; Ranidae. The record is from the annotation of a GenBank genome assembly.